This is a messenger RNA of Amaranthus tricolor (Joseph's coat), 2137 nucleotides long. Its product is annotated as aspartic proteinase 36-like. The record is from RefSeq and is a predicted model, not a curated record. Gene Ontology annotation, molecular function: aspartic-type endopeptidase activity. NCBI's taxonomy places the organism in Eukaryota, Viridiplantae, Streptophyta, Magnoliopsida, Caryophyllales, Amaranthaceae. The coding region runs from base 303 to 1760 and encodes 485 amino acids. The transcript has 10 exons. Gene Ontology annotation, biological process: proteolysis.
UAUCUUCCUAAAAAUAAAAUAUUGUAAAUUUUAAAAAUAUUCUUCCUUUACAGUACAUUACAAAUAAAAUCUUGUGUUUAUUUUUUAUUUUUUAUUUUUAUUUUUAUAUAUCCCUCUGUUUUUUUUCUUCUUCUAUUAUUAUCUCUCCUCCUCCUUCCACCGACCUCAAAUUUUAAGGAAGGUGGGUUUUCAUGGAUUAGCAAAUUCCUAUCAUAAUCUUGGCUUAAUUGCUAAUUAAACCGAAACAUUUACUAAAAAGAUUGAAUCCUGAAUCUGGGUUUUGCUGGGUUAUUUUAAAAAACAUGGAUCUGCGAAUUUUUAUGGUGUUGGGUCUUUGUAUUUGGCAAAGUUUUUAUCUUUUAAUGGUUUCAGGAAAUGUGUUUUUUGAGGUAGAACAUAGAUAUAAAGGUGGGAAAAGGACAUUGAAAGAGAUUAAAGAAAGAGAUGUUCUUCGCCAUGGUAGAAUGCUUGGAGCUGUUGAUCUUUCUCUUGGUGGUAAUGGACAGCCUUCUGAUGCUGGGUUGUACUUCACAAAAAUUCAGAUUGGUGAGCCUCCAAAAGAGUAUCAUGUUCAAGUUGAUACAGGAAGUGAUCUCUUGUGGGUUAACUGUGCGGGAUGUGAUCAGUGCCCCAAGAAAAGUGGGCUUGGAAUAAAAUUGAAUCUUUAUGAUCCGAAAGGUUCAUCUUCGGCCGAAUUAAUCAACUGUGAUGAUAGCCAGUGUACCAUGAUAUACCAGGGUACUCUAUCUGGUUGUCAAUCAGAUAUACCUUGUCAAUAUGAAGUUACAUAUGGCGAUGGUAGCACAACUUCUGGAUACUUUGUUCAGGAUACUUAUCAUUAUAUUGAGGCCGCCUCGCGUGACUCACAAAGCAAAACUGGGAGCGGGUCUAUCGUUUUUGGUUGUGGGUCUAAACAAUCUGGUCAACUCAGUUCAUCUGAAGAAGCACUUGAUGGCAUCAUGGGUUUUGGACAAGCAAACUCAUCUGUACUAUCACAACUCGCGGCAGCCAAAAAGGUGCCAAAGAUGUUUUCUCAUUGCUUGGAUAAUGACAAAGGAGGUGGAAUUUGGUCCAUUGGGGAACUCAUCGAGCCAAAGAUGAAUACUACUCCACUAAUUCCAAACCAGGCACAUUACAAUAUUAUCAUGAAGAGUAUCGAGGUGGAUGGUCAGGCUCUAGAACUUUAUUCGGAUUCCUCUGGUAGCGAUAGAGGGGCAAUCAUUGACAGCGGUACGACUUUGGCCUAUCUUCCAGAUGAUGCUUAUGACAAGAUUGUAGAUACAAUUCUCUCCAAGCAGCCUAAUUUACAAUUACAUACUGUCGAGGAUCAAUUCAAAUGCUUUCAAUACUCCGGAAAUAUAGAUAAUGGCUUCCCACACGUGACCUUCCAUUUCGCUAACUCUCUCGAUUUGAAAGUAUACCCUCACGAGUACUUCUUUCCCCUCGGUGAUGGUGAUGAUAAGUGGUGCGUUGGUUGGAUGAACAGUGGAUUACAGUCUCGAGAUGGGAAGGACGUAACUAUCUUGGGAGAUAUCGUACUAUCCAGCAAAGUGGUCUUUUACGACUUAGUAAAUCAAAAUAUUGGAUGGACCAACUAUAACUGUUCGUCAAGCAUCAAAGUGAAGGAUUCAAAGUCAGGAACCGUGUACACUGUAGGCGCCCAUAACCUUUCAUCCGCUAAUUCUUUAAAUUACGGGAGGACUAUAUUGUUUGUGUUUACGCUACUCUUAGCUAACUUCUUUUUCACUAUUCAUCUUUAAAUUUAUAGGUCGUUUUUUUUAUCCAUAGUUUUUUUAUCCUGUAAAAGAAAAGUGUCAAUUGAUUAUUCGCUCGAUAUAAUUGAUUUUACAUGUAUAAUUAAAUAAUUCAUUCAUCUCCUAAUGUCUUGUAUUUUGAUGCUUACAUGACUGGCGAAGCAUACAUAUGAUCCAAGUGGACAAAGAGGAAGCUCAACCUACCUUCAAAUCUCAUGGCCUUUGGCUUUUUUUGCUACAUUUACAAUUGUAGCCUUUUUUUGAUAUCUAUGUGACAAUAUAUAGGAGUAAAUAUUACAAUUGAUUUUUGAAAAUUGAAAAUAUAUAUACAUCUUUUAGUAAAGAUAAGAAGGCUUAAAUUAGUGACAUAGAAAGAAGAAUAA